UCCGCUCGGUCGACUCUCCCUCCCUCUUGCCGUGCGGAUCCGUCUCGCCGUAGUCGUCCACCGAUAUAAGUGCGAUUGUGAUUAUUUUCUAUCUUCCCGAUCUUCCCUCGUAUAUCGUUGACGCGGCGAGUGCGCGGUAAACUGCGGCUGUAAACAAUGGCGGAUCAGCAAGAAAACAAGGACUUCAGUGACGACGUGGCGGAGCAAAAUUUCGAGAAGAACGGCGAGGCCGAGAGCGGCGGUACCGGCGGUGGCGGCGGGGACGCCGUGGAGAAUGGCCAGGACUCGCAGGAGGACAGGAAAUUAUUUGUCGGUGGCUUGAGCUGGGAAACUACUGACAAGGAAUUACGAGAACACUUUAGCACAUAUGGCGACAUUGAGAGUAUUAAUGUCAAAACAGAUCCUAACACAGGAAGAUCGAGAGGUUUCGCCUUCAUUGUCUUUGCCAAGGCAGAAGCUCUCGACAAGAUCAUGUCAGCCGGUGAUCAUGUUAUCAACAACAAAAAAGUCGAUCCUAAGAAAGCGAAAGCCAGGCACGGAAAGAUCUUCGUCGGUGGCCUCUCGACGGAACUUUCCGACGACGAUAUCAAGAAGUUUUUUUCACAAUUUGGAAAUAUCGUCGAGGUAGAGAUGCCGUUUGAUAAGACAAAGAACCAAAGGAAAGGUUUCUGCUUCAUUACGUUUGAAUCCGAGCAAGUGGUCAACGAACUUCUCAAGACGCCCAAACAGACUAUCAAUGGAAAAGCUGUGGAUGUAAAGAAGGCGACGCCUAAAUUGGAUGGGAUGGGCGGUAUGCGUGGCGGGAUGAUGGGCCGAGGUAGAGGUGCCCGUGGCGGUCGGGGUCGCGGAUUCGGCGGACAAGGUGGUUGGGGACAGGGCUACGGAGGCGGUUAUGGCGGUGGCUACGGACAAGGCGGCUACGGCGGUGGGUACGACGGUUACGGUGGAUACGAUUACUACGGCGGCGGUUACGGCGGUUACGGUGGUUAUGAUUACAGCGGAUAUGGUGAUGGCUAUGGCUAUGGCGGUGGUAAUUACGAAGGUGGCUACGCGGGCGGUCGCGGUGGUGUACGCGGUAAAGGUGGCUCAGGCUACGGCGGCAAGCAGAGAGGAGGUGGUGGUGGUGGUGGUCGUCAAAAUCAGAGGCACCAGCCGUACUAACGAAAAUCCUCACUCGCGAACGCAGUGCAAUUCGCGUUGUAACCGCUGGUACUCUUCCUCACUACUACCGAUCUCUUCAUUCGUCCAAUCAUCAUUCCAUUAAGCCGCGCCCCCCUCCCCUAGCAAGAAUUUCGACAAUUUUUCAACAUUGUGGACAGCUGCUGCUACGAAAAAUCCAAUCACCGAAAAAAAAAACCACGAGACCGAAGAACAGCAGUAGUGAUUUCAUUUUUGUAUUUAACCUCCGAUUUAUUAUCCCGCGUCUAUAUGCUUUCCUUUCUGCCGUUUGUAGUAAUGGAGCUUGUGUCUCAUUUCUCUCUCUCCUUUUUAAUAGUGCGUUUUCUUCGGUAGAAAAGCAAGCAUAUAAAAACCAUCGACAGAUUUUUGAAUGUAAUACCGAACAAAGCAGUGAAGUAUCCAACAGUAUAACAAUCUUGCAAGAAAAAAAAAGUAAUGCCGUAUGAUAGAUAAUGGAAUAAGAAUAGUUGUAUAAAGAUACAAUGUAAGCACGACAAAACACGUGCCUCGUGAGAAAAAUGCGUCGUUAUUGAGGAA
Wasmannia auropunctata (little fire ant) is the source of this 1716-nucleotide messenger RNA. Its product is annotated as RNA-binding protein squid-like. The coding region runs from base 157 to 1161 and encodes 334 amino acids. The transcript has 9 exons. The record is from RefSeq and is a predicted model, not a curated record. Lineage: Eukaryota; Metazoa; Arthropoda; Insecta; Hymenoptera; Formicidae. Gene Ontology annotation, molecular function: RNA binding. Gene Ontology annotation, biological process: regulation of gene expression. Gene Ontology annotation, cellular component: nucleoplasm.